UGACCCCUGACCCCUGGUGCCUGCCCCUCCCCCACCCAGGUGACCUCAUAGCUGUUGCCAGGACCCGCCAUGGCCCCCAAGGUGUCCCUGGCCCUACUCUUCCUGCUGGGCCUUGCUCUCCGGGUCCCAGGCUGCCUGCUUUGCUUCACCAGCUACGAGGAGCGCCUGCGUGUUUGCCAGUUCUUCCUGGGCGAAGACAGCCCCAAGCUGGAGGGCUGCAUGGAGGCAUUUGUUUCUGCUUUCAAGGGGCUCCGGGACAUCGAGAUCAACUACGAUGAGCGUGGCCGCCUGCAUGAUGCCUUCACCCAGAUGACCCACGCCCUGCAGGAGGAGGCUAGGGCCAAGGGGUCUUUUGAAGUUGCCUUCAGUAAUGCAGCAAAGAAAAUGCUGGAGGUGACUACACAGUUGAAGGAAGUCCAGGACUGCAUCCCUCCCUGUGGACUGCAGGAGGUGGCCCGGCGGUUCCGCUGCCGCGGCUGCUACUCGGCCUUGUGCGACCUGCCCCUGGACUGCCCAGUCCAGGACGUGCCGGUGCUGCGGGGUCGCCAGGCGCUCUUCUCCUGCGCGGUGGGCUUCCAGCUGCCCGGCGAGGAGAUCGUCUACUCCUGGAAGUUCGCGGCGCAGCUCCGAACCCAGGACAUGACGUACUUCCACGACCUGCCCGGUGGCCGAGGCGUCGUGGCGCGGAUCCGGCCGGUGCAGCCCGAGCACCGCGGCACUUUCUGCUGCGUCAUCGCGCACGACCAGAAUCCCCUGGCGCGGCUCUUCUUUUACCUGAACGUGACAGGCCCGCCGCCGCGCGCGGAGACCGAGCUCCAGGUCCUGUUCCGCGAGGUGCAGCGCUGGGGGCGGCGCGACCUGGAGACGCUGCGAACCCCGAGGCCCAGCCUGGGCGAGCUGCUGGCCAGCCCCGGGGCGCUGACCCCCGGCAACCAGCUCCUGCUGGGCGCCGUGGCCGCCCUCGCCGCGGCGACUGUCACCGUCCUGGGGUGGUGA
Messenger RNA from Suncus etruscus (white-toothed pygmy shrew), 996 nucleotides. It is a transcript of the gene SPACA6, whose product is annotated as sperm acrosome associated 6. Bases 70 to 996 code for a protein of 308 amino acids. NCBI's taxonomy places the organism in Eukaryota, Metazoa, Chordata, Mammalia, Eulipotyphla, Soricidae. The record is from RefSeq and is a predicted model, not a curated record. Gene Ontology annotation, biological process: fusion of sperm to egg plasma membrane involved in single fertilization. The transcript has 8 exons.